This is a messenger RNA of Gordionus sp. m RMFG-2023, 1533 nucleotides long. RefSeq lists its product as uncharacterized. The record is from RefSeq and is a predicted model, not a curated record. The transcript has 2 exons. Bases 1 to 1533 code for a protein of 510 amino acids. Lineage: Eukaryota; Metazoa; Nematomorpha; Gordioida; Chordodea; Parachordodidae.
AUGGAAAUAAAACAAGAGUUUUUACAGAAGAUCCCUAAGUUAGUGGGUCCUCUUACCGAAAUUUAUUUAGACAGAAUAUUAAAUUAUUUUUCGACCAGUACAUUAUCGGACACUAUUAAAAUAAAUACUUUGCUUAAUAAUUUAUCAGACGAAGUUUUUGACGACAUUAAGGCAAUUUGUUCUGAUACCGAUAUUUUAGAUCUUAAAAUUGUGAUUAAAAAAUUAACUUACCUUUUACCAGCGCUAGAUUUAAAUACUUUAAUUAAUAAAUUUAAUUUUCUUCAACAAAACUCAUCAGAGAGUUUUAUGCUGUGGAACAUUAGAGUAUGGAAACUUCAUAAAAAAUGUAAAUUUUUGGACGAUAGUAGAUUAAAAGAAAAACUACGCACUUCUACUUUAAAUGAUAAGAUUAUAUACAAAUUCUCCAAAAACUUUGACUUGACGUUAAAUCAGAUGGUUGAAUUAGGGGUGAAACUGGACUCUAGUAAUAUUAAGUCUGAGGAUAAUGAUAUAAGUUAUAUAAAUAAUGAUAAAAAAUACAAUUAUGGUAAUAAUAAUUCGCGAUACCACGAUAAUUAUAAUAAUUAUAACUACAACAAUUAUCGCUAUAAUAAUAAUCAUCAAUCGAAUUAUGGUAGAAAUAAUACAUGGUAUGAUAAUAAUCAAAGAAAACAAAUCCAAUACGGUGACGGAAAUCGUAACAAUUACCAAUCUUAUUAUAACAAUUCAAAUAAUUAUAGAGGUAAUGAUAAUUAUCAGAGAAAGCAAAUACAAUAUAACAACAACUCAAAUAAUUAUAGAGGUAAUGAUAAUAAUCAGAGAAAGCAAAUACAAUAUAACAACAACUCAAAUAAUUAUAGAGGUGGCGACGAAAAUAAUAGAAAGCAAAUACAAUACAACAAUGAUUACAACAUGAAUAUUGAAGAAAUUAUUGAAGAGAAAGUUGACUCUACAAAGAACAAAGAUGAUAAUUUUAAUGUCAACAAUUUAUCUGGUGACGUGAUUAAUGACAAAGAUAACGCAUUUAUGACUACUUUAAAAGUGAACGAUAUUGUUACUUGUAUGCAGAUUGACACUGGUUCCAAACACACUAUUAUACCUCAUGGUCUUGCUAAAAAACUUGGUAUUAGAGAUCUUAAGAAAUCCGAGCUACAACUCACCGCUUAUGACGGGAAUUUAAUCAAAAUCAUCGGCAACACCCAAGUUAAAGUAACUUAUGAAGGUAUCUCAAAAUAUUUACAAGCGGUAAUCGUCGAAUCAAGUAAAAAUGCCUUGUUGGGACGUACAUGGAUCAAUGCUUUCAAAAAUAUUUUAAAUAAAUUUAUAGCAAAUAUUAACACUAAUUAUGAAGAUGAAAUAAAAAAAUUGAUUAAAGAGUGUGAAUCGAAAUUAACUAAUGGGCCAAUCAACAAAGCAAGUGUCAAGUUACAUUUAAGAAGUGAUGCCCAACCUAAAAUUAUACCGCCUAGACGUAUCCCUUAUUCAAAAAUUGAUCUUGUUAGUAAUGAACUUAAAAAAAUGGAUACAAGAUAA